UCAGCUGUUGUUUCCAUUGAUCUUUCUGGAUUAGGACUUACUGGGACCAUGGGGUACUUGCUCUCAGGUCUUUUGUCUUUAAAGACACUUGAUUUGAGUGACAACAACAUCCAUGAUACCAUCCCAUAUCAAUUACCUCCAAAUCUUACAAGCCUAAAUCUUGCAGGCAACAACUUAAGUGGGAAUCUUCCUUACUCCAUUUCUACCAUGGUUUAUUUUACUUACUUGAACGCAAGCCAUAAUUCACUUUCCCAGUUCAUUGGAGACGUGUUUGUUAAUCUUACUGGCCUUGUUACCUUGGAUCUAUCCUUCAAUAACCUUAGUGGGGAUCUUCCUAAUUCUUUCAGUUCACUGAGCAAUCUUUCUAUGCUCUAUUUGCAGAACAAUCAGUUGACUGGUUCUCUUAAUACCCUUGUCAGGUUGCCUUUGAGUACUCUAAACGUUGCAAAGAACCAUUUCAGUGGAUGGAUUCCUUCAGAACUUCGCUCAAUCCUAACUUUUAUAUAUGAUGGGAACUCCUUUGAAAAUGGCCCAGCCCCUCCUCCGCCCCCAUAUACUCCACCUCCACCUGGUAGCACUCAUUCUAAUCACAAUAAUUCUGGACCCAGUGCCCCUAAAACCCCAGCUUCUGGUGGCCAAUCAUCAGAUUCACAUAAAGGAGUAUCAGUUGGACUUAUUGUGGGCAUAGUUCUCAGUUCUUUGUUUCUGGUUUCCCUCAUGCUUCUUGCUCUUGUUUUUUGCUUCUGGAAGGAUAAAAGGAAUCUAACUGGUGCAAGGGCUUCAAUGGGAAGUCUGCCAGUUGGCUCAAAUGAAUCAACAGCUGAGAUGCAAGAACCCAGGGUAAAAAAUGUUUCUGCCAUCACAGAUCUGAAGCCAGCACCAGCUGAAAACUUGACGGUUGCCAAGAUGUCAAAGAAUGGAUCCUUGAACAGGAUGAAGUCACCUGUUACUGCUACAUCAUAUUCUGUCGCUUCUCUUCAAACAGCAACAAAUAGCUUUAGUCAAGAUAAUAUAAUUGGUGAAGGUUCUCUUGGUCGUGUUUACAAGGCAGAAUUUCCAAAUGGCAAGGUAAUGGCUGUUAAGAAAAUUGACAAUGCAGCAUUAUCAUUGCAAGAGGAAGAUAACUUUCUGGAAGCUGUAUCAAACAUGUCACGACUGAGGCAUCCAAAUAUUGUUACACUGACUGGAUACUGUGCGGAGCAUGGCCAACGUCUUCUUGUAUAUGAAUAUAUAGGGAAUGGAAGUCUUCAUGAUAUACUCCACCUUAUGGACGAGAGCAGCAAUGCACUGAGUUGGAAUGCACGUGUUAGAGUAGCACUUGGCACAGCCAGGGCUCUAGAGUACUUACAUGAAGUGUGCUUGCCUUCAGUUGUACAUAGGAACUUCAAGUCAGCAAACAUCUUACUUGAUGAAGAGCUCAACCCUCACUUGUCAGAUUGUGGUUUAGCUGCUCUAACACCAAAUACUCAGCGGCAGGUUUCAACCCAGAUGGUUGGUUCAUUUGGGUAUAGUGCUCCUGAGUUUGCCUUAUCAGGAGUGUACACUGUAAAAAGUGAUGUGUAUAGUUUUGGGGUGGUGAUGCUGGAGCUAUUGACUGGUAGAAAGCCACUGGACAGUUCAAGGUCAAGAUCAGAGCAAUCACUUGUCAGUUGGGCUACUCCCCAACUGCAUGAUAUAGAUGCACUGGCAAAAAUGGUUGACCCUGCACUGAAUGGCAUGUAUCCUGCAAAGUCUUUGUCACGAUUCGCAGACAUUAUUGCACUGUGUGUUCAGCCGGAACCUGAGUUUCGUCCUCCCAUGUCCGAGGUUGUACAAGCUUUGGUGCGGUUAGCGCAAAGGGCCAGUGUGGUCAAAAGGCAAUCCAGCGAUGAAUCAGGAUUUUCAUACAGGACUCCUGAUCACGAGACAAUCAACCUAUCAUUUUAAGAGUCCUAGCCAGAUUUAAUUUGAAUACAUACAAUUUUGUACACAACAUGAACAUGCAGAGGUCAAGAAACACAAAUGGCAGACGGAAUGAGAGGAACUAAGCGGAUUGCAGGAAGCGUAUCAACAUCAAGCCCUGAAAUAAGUAUGUAACUAAGUUCCACGCUUUUCGGUUUUCUAUUUAUGGUUUAGAAUGCAAAUUAAGGUAUAUAUUAGCUAGAAAUGCUGCCAAAUGUUGUAGUAGAAAAUUAUGCUUUGAGACAUUGGGAUGCACAUUCAUGAUGUUUUUUGCAGCAUAUAAUAAAAAAUUUUGGAUUUA
This is a messenger RNA of Rubroshorea leprosula, 2242 nucleotides long. The record is from the annotation of a GenBank genome assembly. Lineage: Eukaryota; Viridiplantae; Streptophyta; Magnoliopsida; Malvales; Dipterocarpaceae.